This is a messenger RNA of Rana temporaria (common frog), 553 nucleotides long. It is a transcript of the gene PFDN1, whose product is annotated as prefoldin subunit 1. Gene Ontology annotation, biological process: protein folding. Lineage: Eukaryota; Metazoa; Chordata; Amphibia; Anura; Ranidae. The transcript has 4 exons. Gene Ontology annotation, cellular component: cytoplasm; prefoldin complex. Gene Ontology annotation, molecular function: protein folding chaperone. The record is from RefSeq and is a predicted model, not a curated record. The coding region runs from base 77 to 445 and encodes 122 amino acids.
CAGCCAUUGCUUAUUGGCUCUAAGCAACCAAUCACAUCCCGCAUUGUUCAGACGUGCACUCUUCAACUGAAGCAAUAUGGCUGGAUCUGUAGACCUAGAGCUGAAAAAGGCCUUUACAGAACUUCAGGUCAAAGUGAUUGAUACUCAGCAAAAGGUAAAACUUGCAGACCUCCAGAUAGAGCAGCUGACAAGAACAAAGAAGCAUGCCCAGCUUACCAGUAUAGAAAUCAAGAACUUUCCAGAUCCAACGCUGAUGUAUGAAGGUGUGGGAAGGAUGUUUGUUCUUCAAACUAAAGAAAAUAUUGGUAGCCAGUUAUUGAAUAAACAAAAUGUUGCCGAUGAGAAGAUUGCAGAGUUAGAGGAAAAGAAGGCUUAUCUAGAACGAAGUGUAAAGAAUGCUGAAGAUAACAUUAGAGAAAUGCUGAUGGCCAGAAGAGCGCAGUAGCAUCAGUUUUUAUUUGGUGACUUUCAGUUGUAAAAAAAUGCUUGUUCAUUUUCCUCAUGUAAAUGGAUCAUAAAAUGCUAUAUUUUAUAGCUAAGGUCUGGUAAAAUA